AUGGCAAAAGGCGUAUCCUUUAGCCCAGACAAAGAUAUUCCUGACCUCUCAGGAAAGGUGAUAUUAGUUACAGGAGGGAAUACCGGGUUAGGAUUCGAAGUUAUCUACCAGCUAUCAAAGCACAAGCCCAAACACAUCUAUCUCGCAGCCAGAUCAGAAGAAAAAGCAAACGAAGCCAUCAAGACACUCCACAAGAAGAAUCCCAAUGCAGGACCUGUUGCCUUUCUUCAGCUCGACCUAGGCUCAUUUGCGAGUAUAAAGGCAGCUGCAGCUACAUUUAGGUCUAUGUCUGACAGACUGGACAUCUUGAUCAACAAUGCUGGGAUCAUGUCCGUGCCAGAAGGUCUGACGAAGGAUGGAUAUGAAAUCCAGUUUGGGACAAAUCAUCUCGGUCCCGCGCUCUUCACAACGCUGCUCCUACCAACCCUCAAAGCAACUGCCGCCAUAUCUACCGACGUGCGAGUUAUCUUUCUCAGCUCCGAACUUGAGAACAUGGCACCCAAGAACUCCUAUCUCUUCAAUGACCUAAAGACUACAUUGCCCAAGUUCUCAACGUGGACUCGUUACGGCCAGUCGAAGCUCGCAUCGGUGCACUACGCCCAAGCGCUGGCAAACCACAACCCAGACCUCAAAGUCAUGAGUAUCCAUCCGGGAGUCAUUGCAACGAACCUCAGUGGUCCGGUGGUUAAGGACUAUAACUUUUUGAUGGCCGCGUUGUUCAAGGUUGCCAUGAAAUUCGUUACUGUGAGUAUUGAGGAGGGGACGCUGAACCAUCUGUGGACAGCAACUAGUCCUGAUGUGAAGUCUGGUGCUUUCUACUUUCCUGUCGGUGUACAGGGGAAGGGCUCGUCGCUGAGUAAGGAUAGUAAGCUUCAUGAUCAACUUUGGGAGUGGACGGAGAAAGAGCUUGAACCCCAUGUUACUAUGGGAUAUUAA
Messenger RNA from Fusarium fujikuroi IMI 58289, 936 nucleotides. RefSeq names its product Bli-4-like alcohol dehydrogenase. The record is from RefSeq and is a predicted model, not a curated record. Gene Ontology annotation, molecular function: oxidoreductase activity. The transcript has a single exon. Lineage: Eukaryota; Fungi; Ascomycota; Sordariomycetes; Hypocreales; Nectriaceae. Bases 1 to 936 code for a protein of 311 amino acids.